UUUCCUUAACGGAAUACAUCUGUUAAUCCUAGUGGUUCAGGCAGUACUUGUUAGUGGGUCUUAUCCUUAUUCGGGAGGACCUGAUGUUGCCGGAAGCGUUUUGUCAUACGUCCCUGAACAAACUGCGUUCCUGCGUUAUGAACCUCUCCCUCAAGGCUACGUUACAGAGAUUAUUUGCAACUUCGCCAAAGAUUACUCAGUGAAGUUUCAACUAUGGCAGGAAACUGGAAACCUGAACUUCAUGUUAAAAAAGCAAUGGUCAUUUAACCCCCCGUCAACAGGGAGACACGUGAUGACAAUAGAUUUGGCAGACAUCUACCAAAUUACAACCAAUGACAUCUACCUUGCCGUUUGGAACAAUAAUGCGAAUAACGUGGCCCCGGCAAAAGCAACUGUAGCUGGUGCUGCCACCUAUCGAACUUCACAUGGAGGGAGUCCAAUCGCAGUAAAUGAAUAUAGGGGUUUCUCCAAUGAUCUUCCUGCCCAGACUGAUAUAUGUGUAGGAAUAUCAUAUUACACGGGUAGUCUCGAUGAUUUGCUUAUUACAACAGUCCCUACAGCUACCAUCACAACUACCUCGUCUGAUCCAGUUAUCGCAACUGACCCAUCUGGGAAGGAACAUGG
Owenia fusiformis is the source of this 624-nucleotide messenger RNA. NCBI's taxonomy places the organism in Eukaryota, Metazoa, Annelida, Polychaeta, Sabellida, Oweniidae. The record is from the annotation of a GenBank genome assembly.